Molecule: messenger RNA, 1749 nt
Organism: Phragmites australis (common reed)
Lineage: Eukaryota; Viridiplantae; Streptophyta; Magnoliopsida; Poales; Poaceae
Exons: 6
Coding region: 1-1284 (427 amino acids)
Biological process (GO): proteolysis
Cellular component (GO): vacuole
Molecular function (GO): nucleic acid binding; serine-type carboxypeptidase activity
Source: RefSeq, a predicted model, not a curated record
AUGGACUUAAUCAGGCCAUUCCCUUGCGCUAAAGGGAGCCUCCGAUAUGCGGUCGUGGUUUUGGAGUACUUCUCCAAAUGGAUCGAGGUUGAGCCCCUCAGGGAAAUCAAUCCAAGAAUGUCCAGAAAUUCUUCUGGAAAAACUUCAUAUGCUGCUUGGGUGUCCCACUGCACCUUUGACUUACACCCUUUCUGGGAGUUCUGCGCCAACCUUGGCACCGAGAUCUGCUUUCCCGUGGUUUGUCACCCACAAUCCAAUGGGGUGGUCAACUGCACCAAUGGCAACAUCCUCUAUAUGCUAAACCGAUGUAUCGUCGGCCUCGCUAAAAUCCUAUGGGUCGAAGAGCUCCCAAAUGUGUUGUGGUUCCUCCACACUAUGGUCACCCACCCCACCAGGUUUACUCCCUUCCGUCUCCUAUUCAGCGACGAAGCCAUGAAUCUGGCAAAAAUCAAGGGAUGCUCCCUUUGGGUUCACUUGUUAGAGACUAUCGGAGAAAGAGAAGUAUCCCUCGACCUUGCAAAAGGCACUAGGCUUCAUGCCAUCCAGAACCUUGACCGCUACAUCGCUAAAACCAAGGCUUGGCUGCUACUGACUGAGUACUUCUCUCUGAAUAGUUGCGCUGCACAUGCCGCUGCUCUUGACUCUUGUCUUCCUCGCCUUCUCUUUCUUUCCCUUGUGCAGCUCCUCACAUGGCUACAAUGGCAGUGCCAGCAAGAGCAAGGCGUCCUAUCCCCCAGUUGUCCCUGCACAAGCUUCAGCAGCAGCUCAUCUUCACUAUUCUUCUUCUCCUCCCUGAGCUUGCACUGCUACGCAGGGGCAGUGGGUUACAGUGAGCAGGAAGGCGACCGGGUGGGGUUUCUCCCCGCGCAGCCGAGGAGCCCUCCGGUGUCGCAGUUCUCAGGGUACGUCACCGUGAACGAGCACAAUGGCAGGGCGCUCUUCGACUGGUUCUUCGAGGCCCAGGCGUCGCCCUGGCAGAAGCCUCUCCUGCUCUGGCUCAAUAGAGGGUCACCAGAUACGGAGCAGGGCUUGACUUCAACAAGUUUGCGUGGAACAGAGUUUCCUCUUGGGGUUUGCUUCUCCUACACCUACACAUCCUCCGAUCUCACCAAACUGGAUGACGCUUUCGUAGCUGAGGAUGCGUACAAGUUCGUAGUAAAUUGGUUCAUGAGGUUCCCGCAGUACAAGGACGGUGAAUUUUAUAUCUCCGGAGAGAGCUACGCAGGUCACUAUGUGCCACAGCUUGCUGAACUCGUGAUGAACAGGUUGAAUUUCAGAAAUUGAAGCCACCAACAUUUUCAAUAAUGUUUCUACUUCGGAGAUUGGCCCAGGUUCGGUAGGGGUAGAUGAGUGAUGGAGGGUCUUUGAGGCUGCUGGCCCGUUUGUUGGAGCAAGAGUUCGUCUUGCCCUAACAAGUACGGCGAAAAUUUCUUUUAAGGAGAAGACUCAAGUUUGGAGACAAAGUUUAAGAGAAAGGAACAUCACGAAUGUAUUGAUGGUAGAAAAAUGGAUCGCUCUGGGAGGAGUAUCACAACGUAACUUGUGUGUUUUCACCUUUGUGUCUUUUUUUGUUGUCUUGCACGUCCCCUGCCCAGAGGAUCGUGGCCUCCUAUUUAUAGGCCAUGCGUAGCUUGGCAUACAAGUUAUCAUAAUGUACAAAUAUCUGGGAUAUGACCGAAUUACUAGGCCUUAUCCCGGAUAACUACUUUCUACCUGAUCGGUGGAGAUAAAUAUCCAUUGUGGUAACUA